Chinchilla lanigera (long-tailed chinchilla) is the source of this 2461-nucleotide messenger RNA. RefSeq names its product SOGA family member 3 (gene Mtcl3). NCBI's taxonomy places the organism in Eukaryota, Metazoa, Chordata, Mammalia, Rodentia, Chinchillidae. Gene Ontology annotation, biological process: regulation of autophagy. The record is from RefSeq and is a predicted model, not a curated record.
UGCUCCAGGAGCAGGAGGAGAUGCAGGAGGAGAUGGAGAAGCUGCGGGAGGAGAACGAGACGCUCAAGAACGAGAUAGAUGAGCUGAGAACCGAGAUGGACGAGAUGAGGGACACUUUCUUCGAGGAGGAUGCUUGUCAGCUGCAGGAAAUGCGCCACGAGUUGGAGCGGGCCAACAAGAACUGCCGGAUCCUGCAGUACCGCCUCCGCAAGGCCGAGCGCAAGCGGCUCCGCUACGCGCAGACCGGCGAGAUCGACGGGGAGCUGCUGCGCAGCCUGGAGCAGGACCUCAAGGUUGCCAAGGACGUGUCUGUGAGACUUCACCAUGAGCUCGAAAACGUGGAAGAAAAGAGAACAACUACAGAGGAUGAAAAUGAGAAACUGAGGCAACAGCUUAUAGAGGUUGAAAUUGCAAAGCAAGCCUUACAGAAUGAGCUGGAAAAAAUGAAAGAGUUGUCAUUAAAAAGAAGAGGAAGCAAAGAUUUGCCAAAAUCAGAAAAAAAGGCUCAACAGACUCCCACUGAGGAGGACAAUGAAGAUCUAAAAUGCCAGCUGCAGUUCGUCAAAGAAGAAGCCGCUUUGAUGAGGAAGAAGAUGGCCAAGAUUGACAAAGAGAAGGACAGGUUCGAGCACGAGCUCCAGAAGUACAGAUCCUUUUACGGGGACCUGGACAGCCCGCUGCCCAAAGGAGAGGCGGGGGGGCCCCCGAGCACCCGGGAGGCCGAGCUCAAGCUGCGGCUGCGGCUGGUGGAGGAGGAGGCCAACAUCCUGGGCCGGAAGAUCGUGGAACUGGAGGUGGAGAACCGCGGCCUGAAGGCGGAGCUGGACGACCUGCGUGGGGACGACUUCAGCAACGGCGCGGCCAACCCGCUGAUGCGCGAGCAGAGCGAGUCACUGUCGGAGCUGCGGCAGCACCUGCAGCUGGUGGAGGAUGAGACGGAGCUGCUGCGCAGGAACGUGGCCGACCUGGAGGAGCAGAACAAGCGCAUCACCGCCGAGCUCACCAAGUACAAGUACAAGUCCUCGGCGGGCGCGGGCCACGACAGCAGCGCGCGGCACCACGACAGCGCCAAGAGCGAGGCGCUGCAGGAGGAGCUCAAGGCGGCGCGCCUGCAGAUCAACGAGCUGAGCGGCAAGGUCAUGCAGCUGCAGUACGAGAACCGCGUGCUCAUGUCCAACAUGCAGCGCUACGACCUGGCCUCGCACCUGGGCAUCCGUGGCAGCCCGCGUGACAGCGACGCCGAGAGUGACACAGGCAAGAAGGAGAGUGACGACGACGCGCGGCCACCGCACCGCAAGCGCGAGGGCCCGAUUGGCGGCGAGAGCGAGCCGGAGGAGGCGCGGCACGCGCGCUGCCUGACACCCACGCGCGGCCUGCACCCCGCGCCCGCGCCCUGGCCGCGGGGCCUGUGCGAGCGCCAGCACCUCAAGGACAUCCGCUCGGAGGCCGAGCGCCUGGGCAAGACCAUCGACCGGCUCAUCGCCGACACCAGCACCAUCAUCACCGAGGCGCGCAUCUACGUGGCCAAUGGGGACCUGUUCGGGCUCCUGGACGAGGAGGACGACGGCAGCCGCAUCCGCGAGCACGAGCUGCUCUACCGCAUCAACGCGCAGAUGAAGGCCUUCCGCAAGGAGCUGCAGACCUUCAUCGACCGCCUCGAGGUGCCCAAGGCCAGCGACGACCGGGGUGCCGAGGAGCCCAUAUCCGUGAGUCAGAGGCUCCGGAUGAAUGGGACUGAGCUGCUUUGGCCAGGUCUGGUGGCCACGGGAAGAUGAGUGCGUUUUGUCAGAGUUAACCACGUAGAAUAUAAUUUACGAAGCAGAGCGGGCAGCGCUGGCCCCUCUGGCGAGCCUGGUGUCCUGUAUCCAUUGGAGAACCCACGGAAGUACAGCGGCAUGCAUGGCUUCUGAGACGCGCCAGACACUGACCUUUCAGCUUAUGCAGAAGCAUGACGUUAGAUUCAGUGCUUGUCCAUCACGGCUAGCAAAACAUCGCAGCCCUGCCGCUUAUGUAUCUUGCACGUUGCUAUGCUUUGCUGCGAUGGGGGAAAACAGUUUUAUCAUGAAACUUGGGUUUUGAAAUGUUAAAAUUUACUUUCUUCUAUUUUUUAUAUCAGAUAUUUAGUUUUUCAUUUCCUUGCUCCAUGUUUUUUAAUACUUGAGCAUGUGGUCUUUUAGUUAUAUUCUCGGGGGGAAAAAUCAAAAUCAAAGUGAGAGAAAGCAUUGUCUAUAAGUAAUAAUUUCAGGUUUGGUAAAUACAGGUUUAAGGGGGGUUUCUUUAUUUUGAGUGAGUAUUUGGACUGGUUGAUUUAAAUGCAGGCUUGAGAAACUGUUGUUAAUUAACUCUCCUUUUUGUCUCUGCGUUUACCUCUCCAGAUGUUCCAGCCCAUCAUUUUACUUAUCCUCAUCCUUGUAUUAUUUUCCUCACUUUCCUACACAACAAUAUUUAAACUCGUCUUCCU